CUUGACCCGAGUCGGAAUUGGCUUUCUGCUACAUAUUGCAGACAAACACCGGGCUAAUGGAAUAAUUAGAGCACCGGCGAAUAUGAACUUUGUGAUGUGAGGACUCCUUCAUUUCCUCCUUAUUGGGACUCAGCAUGGCGGAGGAGGAGGACAGACACAGCCUGGAGGCGAAAUUUGUUGCAGCAGUUAAAGUGAUCCGGAGUUUGCCCGAAGAUGGUCCGUUCCAGCCCUCUGAUGACAUGUUGCUGAUGUUCUGCAGUUACUAUAAGCAGGCCACCUUAGGGCCAUGCGACAUCCCCAGACCUAAUGGAUUCUGGGACUCUCAUGGAAAAGAAAAAUGGGAUGCAUGGAGCUCUUUAGGAAAUAUCACAAAGGAGGAAGCCAUGAAGAAUUAUAUUGAGGAUAUCCAGAUGAUUUUGGAGACCAUCCCAAUCUCAGAUGAAGUGUCCGACCUGGUGCAGAAGCUGGGCAACUUCUACACAGAUGGAGAAAGAGAAGAAGGAGAAGCUGAAGAUCAUGAGGUGGACAGCAGACCCUUCACCAGGCCUUUUGCAAAUCAUGCAGAUGAGCUGAACAGGCAGCUUAAGAAACCGACAAUGGAAGGCUAUGGGGAUCUGUGGGAUGAUAUACAGAACGUCCAUGAAAAUGACAGCACUGUUCAUGGCUUAAGUGUCAGUAGCGAGGAGGCAUGGGGGAGCAAGGAAAAUAGUGAAGUGGAGAGAAAUGAGGAAAGUAGUGAUUGGAGGAAAAGUGAGGAAGAGGAUAAUGGAGAUGAAGAAGACAAUACAGAGGACGAAGACGAGGAGGGGCAGGAGGAAAAAGGUUGGAGGCCUGACCCGACGCUGCUGAUGGUGAACAAGAGGUGGAGGUCUGACACCAGGGGGUCCAGCAGCAGCAUGGAGCCCAGCGUGUGCUCCUUCACCAACGGGACGCACAGCUCCCUCAACAGCGAGGUGGAGGAGGAGGAGCUGGCCUGCUCCAUAGAGCCCUCCAUUGAACAGUAUAACUCCUACAUGCACUUUAAUGGACACCCGAGUGGUCAUAGUGAAGUAGUUCCUGAGAAGAACCGCCGAUCAACAGACUCGGACGAGGAAUUCUGUGACUCGAUGGAGCAUCUGGCCAUGGAAGAGGGCCUGUCAACGUCAAGAAUACGCUCCCCUGGAUCAGCAGCUGUCUCAGUGAGGCAAAGGGAUCAUUGGUUUGAGAGCAACACUACCCUGAAUGCAGGAGAGGAUCAAGUACUCAUGGGAGAUUCUUACUUUAAAGAAGGGAUUAGUGCAAGCAACAACAGCUCCUUGUCAAGAAGAGGGAGAGUUCCAGGUUCACCGUUGCCAGGGACUCCCUGCGAUUCUCAACGUUCUGCCAGUGUAGAUGCUGUUUGUUGUUGUGUGUCACAUAGCAGAUAUCCUGUCAGCGUUGCCAGGGAAAACAUCAACGAGCAAAUAGCUACCGCUCUGCUGAGGCUGCAGCAUGACAUGUCCAGGGUGUUGCACAGGCUGCACGCUCUGGAGGCGCUGACGGUGUCACAGUCAAGAUCAUCUUCGCCAAAGCAGGAGGACGCCCUGGCUGUAGCACAAAAGUUCUUAAGACCAGCUUGGUGGCCUUUUGACUUCUCUCCACUCACUGUGGUGUUUACUACACUCUGGCCUGUGGUUGCCCAUUGGCUCGUCCAGGUUUACUUACAACGGAGGAGAAGGAAAAUCGCCUGAAUUCUCUGACCUCAAUCAAACAACAUGACGCUGGGAUGAAAUCGUUGCACUUUUGAUGUGUUGUGGCUUUGUAAGCCACCACAAUAGACAGGGUAUAAUGAGGGCAGCAUUAGAAAUGGAAAGCCACCUUGGAUAAAUGAAUGGUCAGAUAUGGAUGUAAAAGGAGACUCUGCAAUUUAGUGUAGCAUUUUGACUUCCUGGAUACUUUUUAGGUGUUUAAAAUGUGUGCAUUAUAAAACUGGCACAUUAACAGUGAGCGUAGCAUUAGGCAGUGAUCUUAUUUAUGAAAUGUAGCCCAGAUCACCAAUAACUCAACAUAUAAAUAACUUGCAUCAACAUGAUCAUACAGUAGCUGUGGACAGUAAUCUAUGACUCAUUGUCAUGCCAGUUAUUUUAUUUAUUUAUUGUUUAUUUCAUGUUUUUGUCAAACUGUUUUUUUCUAAUUUCUAAGGACUUUUAUAAUGUAUUGUUCAAAUAUAGACAUAUUUAAGGUGCAUUUCUUUUUGGACCAAAUUGACAUAUUCAUUUGUAAAAUUCUAUAUUUAUUUUAUCGCUUCAGUGCAAUACUGUCAUACACAUAAAGUGAGGAACAGAGUAAGGACAAUCCAUAUAUUUAUUUGUGUUUCUUGUCAGCUGUAAACUGAAAAUUAAACAUUCUCUGUUAAAGCAAAGAUGUGGUGCUUUUUAAAUAUACUGUACAUAUAAACAUAGGACAUUUUAA
This is a messenger RNA of Trematomus bernacchii (emerald rockcod), 2430 nucleotides long. Its product is annotated as acyl-CoA-binding domain-containing protein 5-B-like. The coding region runs from base 135 to 1709 and encodes 524 amino acids. The transcript has 14 exons. Gene Ontology annotation, biological process: fatty acid metabolic process; autophagy of peroxisome. Gene Ontology annotation, molecular function: fatty-acyl-CoA binding. The record is from RefSeq and is a predicted model, not a curated record. Gene Ontology annotation, cellular component: peroxisome. NCBI's taxonomy places the organism in Eukaryota, Metazoa, Chordata, Actinopteri, Perciformes, Nototheniidae.